UGCAGAUUUAUACUGCCCUAUCGUUGGUUUGAUUUUAACAACACCAAAGAUAUCUGUAUGUGUAAAUUACAUGCAUGAGUUAAUAUGCAAUUCAAUCUUUGCAGAAUGGAAACUAAAGAAAUAUGCGAAAAGAUUAUUAAGAAGCAUAAUGGAACUUAUUUAAAAGGCAUGAGAAAUUAUAGUUUUUAAUUUUAUGGUCACAGAUGUUCAAGGGGAUUGAUCUUGCAUCAAUGAACAACAAUAUUUAAAACGUGCAAGCGUAACAAUAUCGUAACAAGUUAUUAAUCACGGUAAAGAAAUGUCAUCUGACAACUGGAAGAGAACUUAGAGAAGAUAUUGGUUUACCUGCUGGUGGUAGAAGUGCAUGUUCUUUAAAAGCAUAAAUUUUCCAAGCGUGAGUUUCAAGCGUUUUUUUUUAAUGAUCUUUAGGAUCUCAAGAUCCGUUACUUGUAAAAUUUGCUGAUGGAGGUCCGAAGAAAGCCAAACUGUCUCCAGGUAAAAUAAACUAUAUCAAGUUGAAAAGACAUAGCAAUUCAUAGCAUAAAAUUGUCCAGUGAACAGCCUGGUUGGUAUAGGAACUUGUAAACCUACCAAGUACAUACCAGACUAAGAUUAAAAUAGAUUACACCAUGUUGUAACCCAGUUAGGUGACUCAUAAAAAUAGCCGUUGAUAAACUUGAUAUGAAUAACGUUGAUAUGAAUAACAUCCAUCCACAUUGUGUUAUCCAUCCUUGUCGUUUUCGUUAUAGACAGAGGUUGGCGUGGACCGUUAAAAGAGGUGCGUUCUUGUCUGAUUAUAUGAUUCACUGCCAGGCGUAGUGGGCAAUCGGCCUUCUGCAUUUCACUUAAUUAUUUAGGGCCAUAUAAUAAUUAGCCAUUUCUCAAUCGAGCAGAGGACUGGGUCUAGUCGCUUGUUUGGAGGGACAAAAAAUAAAUAAUAUGCCGAAUAUGGCAUCUAGGAAGUCAUGAUUUUUUCUGUGUUGGUGUAAUGUACUCUGGUGAAUAUGAUGCUUGUGAUGUUACUCUGAGUGUAUCCACUCAGAGUAACACUCAGAGUAACAUCACAAGCAUCUUAUUCACCUGAGUACAUUACACCAACACAGAAAAUAUCAUGAUUACUAGAUUACAUUGAUAUCGAAGGAACUAGACUCAGUUCCGAAAUAUACUCGAACCGACCUGACCGCGUAGCUCAGUUGGCAGAGCAUUGGGCUAGUAUUCCAAAGGUCGUAGGUUCGAUUCCCACCGUGCAUGGCCAGGCAUAUUUUUCAAGCCUACCCGGUGUGGAUAUACACUCAGAGUAACAUCACAAGCACUAUAACUUGUUGUCCAUCCAAGCGUCCCUCCAAACAUCAACUAGACCCAGUCCUCUGCUCGAUUGGGAAAUGGCUAAUACAUUGUUUAUUCAAAGUAGCAUUUACCUAAAAAUCAUAUCACACAAUUUUUUGUCUAUUUUUGUCUCCAUUUCAGUCGCCGAAGAUAACUUACGACAUUCAAUCUCUAAAUGGGUAAGCACUGAGACUUUCGUUGCUAGAUUUUUGGGCAUUUACUUACUCUAUUUAUCAUGUGAAAAACAAUAAUUAAAUGGCUGUGUGAUGAACAUGUUUCAUAUGUCAUGUCUUCAAUAAUUCUAGAAGAAUUAAUGUGGCUGUGCCGACAUCUGUUCCAACCUCCCAUUCAACUCUUUCACCGGUAAGUUUUAAUUUAAGUACUAUUUAAAACACGAGUAGGAGUGUUUUAUCGGAUAUAAAACUUAUAUAUAUAUAUAAGAUAUGGGUAAGAAUAUUAAAUAUAUAGAAGCAUCAUAGUCGUAACGUAAUCUUGUGUAAGUUGUAUAAUUUAUAUCUUUUGUUAUUUUUAUCCAGGGUAGCUAUCAAGGCGCUACAACUGGUUUACCAGCAAAUUAUCAACAGGUUAAUUCACUUUCUAGUUACCGUUUCUCAAAUUAAACCCCUUAUUUCAGCCAUAUUUGAGGGCGACGCGGGAGAUAUUGGAAAGCGGGGGGGGGGGGGGGGAGUGAGUUAUUGAGGGGGUUUGCAGAAACGCAAUAACUACAAUAACUUAACUCAAAUUUCUGACUAAUAGAUCUUAUUACUUUCGAAGGUGGAGGGAGAAGAGAGCUUAAAAGAGAUAAAGAGCUUAAUAAAUUUCCUCGUCUUAAUAAGGAGUUAUUACUAUAUAGAGUAGGAUUAUUUGGGAGUGGCUUAAUUAAUAGAUGAUUAACCUUAGACAUGUUAUGUCGUAGAGAAUACUAGUGGGGGCUAAUAAGACUGAAAGAUAGCGGUUUAACUAGUAAGUAACCGAGGGUUUUGUCAAAUUUGACACAAGAAAGGGUUGAGGACUACAAUUUUCAACAACGAAAAGGUCAGAAUAUGUUGGCCUUCUAGUUUCGCACCCCCAAUGUACGUGUUGGCACUGAUGUUAUGCAUGAAGUGUGACUAUUCGAAACUCUUCUCUUUCAUGAUCGUGAAGACGUUGAAAGUAGGUGUGCGACUUAUUUCUUAAAUUUCAUCUUCAGUAUGCAGCUUGGCAGGGCGGCUGUCUCACAACUCCUACGUAUCUUCCUCUGCAAACACAAGUAGCUGCGGUAAGUUGUAUAGACUCACAUGUAUAAGAUGGAAAAUGUACUGCUUUGCAUGAUCCGUACUGUAUUUGUAACUAUACUUUAUUAAUUGGUUUGUUCUGCAGUCUUCAACGGGUGGAUUACAAUGAGAGUGUGACAAUUACAACGGUUUACAAUUACAUAUAGAUACAAAAUGACAAAAAUGACCGUCUAUAUACAGGAUUAAUGACUUAGCCUAAAUUACAUGCAUUUUUUGCUAAGUAAAAAGCGGUAUUGUUCCGGUAAAUGUUUUGAAUGGUAUAGUAAAUAAAUAUUUAAAACCAGAGAACGUCUACAAACUUAUUAUGAAUAAUUCUUGUUUCGCUUCAAACAUACUUAAAUAUUCUUAGAAUAGUAAUAUUAAAUAUACCUCCAGUUCACUAAGAAAUGUGAAAGAAACUGCCAUUGCGGAAGAAGCCAUGCUUCAUCCUGACUAUAUAAUCUUGAUAUUUGGAAGUUUCAGAAUGUGCAAAUACACCCCUUAUACACGAUUUCCAUAAUGUUCUCGUAGAAAAAGAACAUAUACCUUAAUUUAACAUAAACCAAUAUGUACAUUGUGUUUGUUUCAAGUUUACAUUCGCAUUUUUGUAGAGUCAACUUUCACUCAGCCCAACAGGAGGUGUUGAGCAAGGAAUGCAUCCAAACAGCGUACAACAAAUGACCAAUCAGCUUCAUCACAUGCACGUGUCAGGAAAUGUAAGUUGUUUAUCCUGGUUGCCAACUUGCCAUAUAGUUGUGUUUGUCGUGGCCACUGAUGCGAGAUAAUAAUCGCGUAUUCGGUUUACUGGACGUCUAAGGCAAAGCAGUUUUAAACCAGUGGCGUACACUACCUAGGGUAGGGGGGGGGGGGGACCGCCGCCCCCGCCACCCAAUAAUUUUAGAAAUUUGUUUUAUAUAAUAAAGAAAUCUGAAAAAGCGAACAAAGACGUUUGGGGGGCUUUGAGGCGCGAUGAAAAAAUAUAUACACCCCAUUUUACGUAAUCUAUGAUCUAUACAAAAGAAAGCACGCCAUUGGUGGUGAUACUUCUGAGAGAGCUGUGAUUGGCCUAUCACGUGUCCCCUAAAAGAUUGCUCUAGACCAAUGAAAAUGCCGGAUAAACUCGGGUUGUUAUAUAAUAUAACAAAUUUAUAUGAUCUAAAUUCUAAAAUGAGCGAUUUGCAUUCGAUGUCAGGAGAUAUAGUAAGUUUGUUAAAGUAAUUUGAAAUGUUAAAGUAAUUUGAAGUGUUUGAAUUUUAUAUAAUGAGUGUUUUCUCAUGUUUAGCCAUUCAUCGCUGGUACACUGCCAGCUGGAUUUGCAUCCCAACAAGCAUGGCACCACAUGUUGCAGAAUGCACAAUCACACCAUUUGGUUCAAGUACCAAUGGAGGUAAGCAGCGUAUCUAAAUUCUCAAUUCAUAAAUGAUGGCGAAAUUUUUUUACCACUGAACAAGGACUAUAAAGCCAGUUAAAUAACAUCUGAUUUCUGAAACUAGGAUACACGAUACUACGAAUUUUUAAACAUCAGUAAAAGGAAUGCCUUACAAUGGGGACAUCUUUUUCACUUUGAGCCGUAUUACAAAAAGGAUGCCUUGUAGUUAAUUUGGGAUACCCAAAUGAUUUCACAUCACUUUUCACUGAAUGUUGAAAACUUCGUUCCGAGCUUCGUUGCGAAGUUCAAAAGUUCGUAAUCCUAUUCACAAACCGGUUUGUAAACAAUGAAUUUGAUUGGCUUCUUUUUGUUCAGGGGCCAACAGAGGCUUUUUUACAAACUGGCCAGUGAAUUUCAAUAUGAUCUUUUGAACUUCGCAACGAAGUUUGGAAUGAAGUUCGCAACAUUUAGGGAAAAGUUAUUCCUUUCUUUUCAGGAGCUAGGACUGAGUAAUGAUGGCAACGAGUCUGCAGUACACGGGCAGACUAUGUCACCAGGACAGUCUCCCAUCCAUGUGCAAGCCACAAAUCUCGGACAGUUAGAUGCAGUCGUCUUAGACGAACAACGCGCUCCGAGCUAUCCUGCUCUUGUUACAUAUCAGAGGUCAGUUUCUAUGUGAUUAAAACUUUUAAACGUUUAAUUCUGCAUGGAAUGGUGACGUAGGUUACGUUAUGGUGUAGUAUGUUAUGCUACGCUAUGAUUUGCUUUACUAGUAUGACAUGAUAUAGUAUGGGGGUAUGUUAUAGUAUCUGGAUGGCAUGGUAAAGUAUGGUAUGGUGUGAGGUAUGGUUAGUAUGGUGUAAGGUAUGGUUAGGUACGGCUUGAUAUGGCAAGGCAUUGCAUGCAUGCAUGUGGUGUGAUUAAAUGGAAUUGCAUGAAAUGAUCAUGCAUGUAUAUGUUAACUUGUGAUUUUUCACAUUAGGUCUUAAAACAAAAAAAAAGAAUGGAUAUGUGACCAUAGAUUUAAGUCGAUGGAUCACCUUGCUGCAAAUCUUUGAUUUCACGUCUCAAGAAAGAAGCAAGAAGGAAGAAGUGGUUUACAAUGUGUUUUGCAAGUAAGAUUGGUAUUUCACCACGAACGGUGAUAAAAUUAAAGCAUUGGUCUUGCUUUUUGACUUUGUCUGUGAACAGUUUGAACAAGAGAACAAUGUUCCUGGUAUGCAGAAAGGGUUUAUAUAGGUAAUUUAUUUUAGUUCAUACGUUCAAACUGUCCACGGAGAAGAAUAACAUUUCUAAGUUUCUUGUGGGUUUGCAUGGUGAGAAAUAUGAUUGAUUUGUUUUGUGGAAACAACCCGUUUAUUUAUUUAGCAUUUAUUUCGUGGUCCUGGCACCUAUACAAGUACAAUGUGAGUGAUUUGUUUGAAACCAAUUAUGUACAGCAUUCCAUGUGAAUGCGGUUUUAUUUAGAUUAGAGAAAUUGGCUGGAAUCUUAUAUGUUUAAUAAUUCGCAAGAAAAUGAAAUGGUGAAGUAUCUUUCUGGCGAUUGAUAAUAAAAGUUUUCUCACAAAAUGUGAGAGUUAUGUUCUUCAAAAGGAAAUCAAUCAUAUUUAUUUGUAUUAAAGGGAUACGGCAAUAUAUUUUUUUUAUUAUUUCAUUUUAAAGAACUUUUAAAAUUAUAUCUUAAUCUUCUUUACCGAUUUUGAGUAACUUUAUUAUUUCUUGAAAUAUUUUGACUUAAAAUAAUUUGCUGUCCGCCAUCUUGGAUUAAUUUUUAUCUCAUUAUCGGUGAUUUUAGUGACGUCAUAAGCAGGGUCAGCCAUAUAAAACUACAUCUAAAUCAUCAAAUAACAUUAUGUCUUGUUUGAAAAGUCGUCAGACAGUUUUUUAUUUCAAAUAGUUACUGAAGUAUAUGAUUUGGGGCUCAUAAUAACCAAUUGCUCUAUGGAUAAAAUUCUUGCGUGACCCUGCUUAUGAUGUCACAUGCAUAUCCGCCAAAAAUCCAAGAUGGCGGAAAGCUCGCUGAUUUGUGAUUUUUUCUGUUCAAAUAUCUCAAGAAAUAAUAAAGUUACGUAAAAUCGGUAAAAGAGAUUAACAUAUAAUUUUAAAAGUUCUUCCAAAUGAAAUAAUAAAAAAAUAUAUUGCCGUAUCCCUUUAAGCCUAGUUUAAACGUCGAACUUUUCAUGUGCUGAACUUAAUUAAUGUAAAUGAGCUCAAACAAUGAGUUUAGGUCGUAGAUACGUUACGUUCGCCACUUGCAUGAUAAGCGCGAUGUUUUAGCUAGGCCUAACUAAAACUACGGUUUUUGGCCUAAGUCAGUCAAAGGUCUAUCAUAAAGGAUAAGAUUCUUAUUAUAGUAUGUGCUAGAAGCCUUGCAGCAAAAGACAUUUUUCAAGUACAAAUUUUAUUGGCAAGUGGAAAUUUUCCUUUGUAAUUAGUUUAUCUUUCUGGUAGAUUUUAUAUUUUUGGAUUCAUUGUAGCAAAAUAUUUUUGCGGUUUUUAGGGUUGGUCGGCCAACAUUGAUUCAGUAUUCUGUAUUUGGUUUGGAUGUAAAUAUUUAUUUAAGUACCCUGCACAAUAUUAAGUAUUUUUAGGCCUAAUCAGAUUCGUUCAAUUAGGUAAGGUGCAAUAUUCUAAAACACACCUAGAAACCUAGAACGUGGUUUCCCUGGACACUUGGCAUGCAUAAUGAUUUAGCUGCAUGCAUGUUUAUAUUAUGUAUAGAAUGAGGGCAAAUGGUCAUGAGCCGAGAGUAUUUAAUAUUGUGUGAGGCAAUUUCCAGUCUUGUUUUACUUGGUUCCAAAAAAUAUUGAAACAUUGAUGUGGUUUUUUACUGAAAUGCCACAGGAAAUGGAAAGAGCGGUUCUUAAAAUCAAAUUAACAAAUCAUGAAAGUUUACUUCAGUCAGAUAAUACCAUUCCAACUGAUCUGGGAUGUCGAUAUGCUCAAAUGAAUAUGAAGAGAACUGUUGACGUUUUUGAUUAUUCGUGAGUUGCGAUUUCAUCAUUACUCGAAAGCGUCAUUUUGAUUAUUUUGAAUAUUUGAACAUCUCUUUCAAUUCCUCCUUUCGACUAUUUGUCUACCAACGGAAGAAAUUAUUUACUCUAAAUUACUAGCGCAAAAUCUAUAUGUAAGGCAAAGUCGUUGGUAGGUAAAUGGUAAGGAAAGCUGAUAUCAGAGUAUUGAUUAGUCUUUAUUAUCUUUUAAUUUAUUUUAUUAUAAUUAGUUUUAUUGUGUUCGUAAUUUCGUUUUCUAUAUGAUUAGCAAUGAAAUCCCGUAAAAAUAAGCACCAAUUUCUAUACAGACUUCAUUCCUUUGGAAAAAUAUUUUUUCAUACUCUGUUGUUAACCCAAAAGAAAUGCCAAGUAUCUCUUCAUUUGGUACACUUGUACAAGUACAAAAGUUUGGCUCUGACGCCUCUGAUUGCACGAAAAAUAGCUUGUACUGGGAGCUAACUGUAUGAUCGUGUUCCUCCCAGCCAAUCGGUAUUGAGUAUCUUUGUCAUAUAGUACUGAAUGGUGUUUUUUACCUUGUUGUUUCGAAAAUUAAUUUAGCUUAAUUUAUUAAGACUCUUAUCCACUCGUGGUAAAAACCAACGUGCAAGCUUGAUGCGAGUGUUUGCAUCUAAUUAAAAUAGACUGUCGAGCACUACGAUUGGUUGAAAGAAUUUGCACCAAGCUUGCGAGUUGACUCUUGCGAUAAAUGGAAAGAGGCUUAACAGCAUUCACAUCGAAAACGAUUUGAGAUAGUUUGAUUAUUUAGUCUCGUUUAAUUUGGUCGUAGCAUUCGCGACAAUGAUGUCAAAGUGGCUGAUGUAAUAGAGUGCCAUUAUAUUUUUUCAAUCAACAAACAUUAUUUGCAUGCAGCAAACAAAAAACCAACCUAGACGAUAAUCAAAAUAUGACCUGAAAACUCGGCAAAGUUCGAAGUUUAUGCGAAUUUUCUGGUCGCGGAAGGUGCGCACCCCCGCGGAAAUUUUCAGCUUCGACUAGUGCAUGCUGAUAUUUUGAUGAUUUCUGAGAUUUUGAAACUUAUAUUUCCCCCAUCCUCUAGCUUGAAAGCGUCUAUAAUGAGCUUCGAUGAUUUGAGCUUCGAUGAAAUCUUUUAAAAUCGGCAAGUUAACAUUUCAACAUAACUGUUGAGUAAUUCGUCCUGGUAAAGCCGUUGGAUAGCCAGUUCUCGUGCUCGUAAAUGCCACCAAAUUCAUUUUAUUCACCGUGCACAAAUUUGCAUAAGUCUCCAGACCAUAUCUUGACUGACAAUGUAUUGCUAGACCAAUGAUUUAGCUAGGACAGCCGGGACCAAAUUGAAACUCUGCCUAAGUAUUUUUGGGAUGGGUGUAAGAAAGAUAACGCCAAAACAUGACGUGGCUAGAACUAACAAAUUACAUUGAAAUAUGGUUUCAACAAUAGUUGAAGUAUGGUGCGAUGUCGUAAAUCUAAAAAUCUGAGAAUAAGAAUUUUUUCUGUGUUGGUGUAGUGUACUCAGGUGAAUAUGAUAUUUGUGGUGUUACUCUGAGUGUGUGGAUAUACACUCAGAGUAACACCACAAAUAUCAUUAUUAUCUGAGAAUAAGAUAGGUCAUUUGCAACUUGCUGAAAUCGCUGGUUGUAAAACAAAGUCUGUCAAAGUAUUUAGUGUAAUGUUGGCGUAGUUUUAAAGUCAAUACUUGGCAGCCUGCAUUUUUGUUACAAAUAUAAAAGUUGGAGAAGAGAAACUAACUUAAAUCAGGCCAGUAUUGCGCUAAAUUAUUCGACAGGCUUUGUUUUACAAUCGGCGUUUUUGGCUAGUUGCAAACGACCUAUAACCUGGUUCCUUGACCGCCUUAUUCCCAGAUUUUGCGAUUUACAACAUCGCGUUGCACAGUUGAAGCCAUAAUGCAAAGUGACAUGCAAAUUAGUAAGCAUGCAGGUAGAAUAAAUUAUGUCCCUGAUUCUGGCCAUGAUCUACUACCAUUUCCAGCAUGUUUUGUUGUAGUGUAUAUAUCUUGGAAUUGCGGGAUAUUUCAUAUACAGGACAAAACGUGUUGUGAUGAUUGUUAGAGAAAUGUGAAUGUGUAAAGUAAUAAACUAUUUGUUUG
Molecule: messenger RNA, 9024 nt
Organism: Paramuricea clavata
Lineage: Eukaryota; Metazoa; Cnidaria; Anthozoa; Malacalcyonacea; Plexauridae
Source: the annotation of a GenBank genome assembly